Messenger RNA from Nicotiana tabacum (common tobacco), 432 nucleotides. NCBI's taxonomy places the organism in Eukaryota, Viridiplantae, Streptophyta, Magnoliopsida, Solanales, Solanaceae. The record is from RefSeq and is a predicted model, not a curated record.
AUGAAAGAUCUUGGUGAACUUAAAUUCUUUCUGGGGAUUGAGUUCUCUAGAUCUCAGGAAGGAAUAGUUAUGUGCCAAAGGAAGUAUGCUCUAGAACUAGUUUCUGAACUAGGACUAGCAGGUGCAAAGCCAGCAGCAACACCCCUGGUGUUCAAUUACAAGAUCACAUCCAUUGAGUUUGAUAAGCAAAUAUCAGAUGUUAGAUCUACAGUUGAUAAGGAACUUGAAGACAAGGGAGGCUAUCAGGGACUAGUUGGAAGGUUGCUGUAUUUAACCAUGACAAGGCCCGACAUUACCUUUGUGGUUCAAGUGCUCAUAAGCAAAUCUCUGACUGCAUACUGUGAUUCUGAUUGGGGAGCUUGUGUAGAGUCAAGGAGAUCAGUGACAUGCUAUGCAGUAAAAUUUGGUGAAGCAAUGAUAUCAUGGAAGUAA